Magallana angulata is the source of this 7718-nucleotide messenger RNA. Its product is annotated as ninein-like protein. Gene Ontology annotation, biological process: microtubule anchoring at centrosome. NCBI's taxonomy places the organism in Eukaryota, Metazoa, Mollusca, Bivalvia, Ostreida, Ostreidae. Bases 1244 to 6076 code for a protein of 1610 amino acids. The record is from RefSeq and is a predicted model, not a curated record. The transcript has 33 exons. Gene Ontology annotation, molecular function: calcium ion binding. Gene Ontology annotation, cellular component: centrosome.
GAAAAGAAACUUUCAAAAGAUAAGUACACACAUACAGUGUACACUGUACAUAUUUCUACAGAUCUCUGCACUGGCAUAUAUUGUAGAGUUGUUUGGUUGAGGAAUAAUUGAUGAUGCUUGAAGGAAGACAAGAAAAUGGACAUUGAUUGACCAGGAAGACAUGUCCUUGACCUAUUUCAUCCUUUAGACUGUGCACGGCAAAAUGAACUUGUGCAUUUUGCUGUCACUGGUUGGCGAAUGGUUGACAAAUUUUGCAGAUCCAGGGACUUUCUUGUUAGUUAGGUCUUUUAGGAUGCCACGGAAAAUAAGCCAAACAUUACUAGAACAUUUUUACCCGAAUCCAUUAAGGUACAUAUAACAUAAGAUGUAAAGAUUGAAUUACUUGUGACAUUGAAGAGAAAGUAAAGCCCUCAAAAUUUUUUUUGAGUAAAACAGAUAAAGUUUUAUCUGUUUUAUGUAGACUUUUACCUAGAGUCUACAUCAAUAAAUGCGAGAAGAAUGCAAACCAGAGUUUGUUCAAGGUAUUUAAAUGCCCUCAUUGUGAAUUGCCUGUUGACUUUACACACGCACACAAUUGUAAUAUGUCCUGUAAUCUGUGAAGAUAAACUAAUUGGAUAAAACAAAGACUGAGCUAGAUGUGUAUUCUUUUGUGUAAUGUGUUAAAUGCUUAACCAUGCAGUGUUUGCCAGUUCAAAAUAUGAUAAUGCAACAUAAGCACUCUAGGUAUCCUCUUACGCCAGUAAUUGUCAUUUAAACUGAAAAUUCCAUUUCUUUUACGAAAAUGCCAUUUAAAUAAAUGGGGGUUUAAAACAAUAUGUCAACUGGUAUUUAACCAUAAAUUUUCACUUAUUGAUCCCUUUGAAUUUUCAAGUUAAAACAGAUUAUUGUGACAAUUCACGUAGGUAAUUUCAAGAGGUAAAAAAAUUCUGGAUAUUAGACAAAGAAUAGAUUGGUGAUUAUCGGGUUUAUGUGGCUUUAUAAGUCUUCUCUUAGCUCAAGAGCUGUGAUAUAGAUAUUUGUAUACUCAAUGCACAGAAAUUCCUUGGCACGGUAUUAAGCUCCUACAGGAUGUGUAACGAUUAAUCUCUGAAGAUUUUUGUGUUGGAAUGAAAUUUGCUGACAUAUUAAAUCUAGGACUAAAAAUGUGAAGCAAGUAAAGUGAUCCUGAUUUGAGAGAAAUAGAAAAAAGAUCGAAAUGGAGGGAAACUUAUUGUUAAGACAAGGUGGAUGAGUAAGUGGAGAGAUGGAUGUGGAGGAUGUUGAGGAUGUGGAUCAGUACAUCGCUCAGCUGAGGGACGUGUUUGAUAGCUGUGACAUCUAUGACCAGGGCUACCUCAGUCGCAGCGAACUCCUGGCUCUGUGUCACAAGUUACAGCUAGACGACCAGGCGGAAGACAUAGUUAACCAUCUCACAGACAAUGCACAGUGUGAACAGAUUGACUUUGAACAAUUUAAAGACAAUUUUGUGAAGAUCCUCUGUCAGUCCGCUGUGGAAAGAGUAGAACAGCAGAAUGAUGUUUCCCUCACUGACAGUGUUCAUGAACAAUUCAUGGAUGCAGACCAGUUUGAAGAUGCAGAUGAAGAAGAGGAAGAGGAAGAGAGCGAUGAUUUAGUGGAAGAAGGGGGUAGAGAGUCGGAGGAAAAUCCACAGGAAAUGCCAGGAUUUGAGAAACAUGAAGAAGAAGAUACGAAGGAGCAGGAAUUUAUUGCGACGUCUUUUGAUUUGUUGGACUUGCAAGAAGAGGAGCUCUCACCAAAGUUUGUUAUGGGGAACAAGAAAUACGGCAGAAGAUCGCGUCCAUUCGAGUCCAAGGAUUUUGAGGAGCUGAUGAAAUUAACCACAGAGAAUGAGAGUGCGAAUCAUUCCAAUCAUACACAGGCAGAGAAAGUCGUCCCUGAACUUGACAGAGUGUGCAAGAGGCCCCCGUUACCUCCAAAGAAGGGGAAACAGCAGAAAGACUCCCAAAAGAUAAUAGACGAUGAAGAGGCUGGGGACCAGGGCUCGACACCCCGGGAGGAAGACAGAGAAGACAAAGAAGAGGAAGAAGAAUCAGACGGAGAGAUGGAGAAAGAGAUGUUUGAAGCAGAAGGACAAAUGAACUUGAACAUGUCUGAACUGGAGCAAGCACAAGAGAUGAGCGGAACUGAGGAGUAUCUACGCAACAUCUGGAAGACCUUAAAUGUGGGACUAAAUGGCUAUAUUACUUCACAGGAGCUGGGCCAAGUCUGUGAUCACAUUGGCAUGGAAAUGAACAAAACUGAGCUGCAGCAAUUGUUUGACAGACUUGACACAGAUAGUGACGGACGCAUCAGCUUCGAUGACUUCGUGGGCGGUGUCUUCCAACACAACAGCGGUGGUGCCUCUUCUGGUCAGUCUCGGAGUAGGGUGGGCACCCCACGCUCCCUGACCCCCAGGGCUCACUCUGCCCAGAAGAAGUUCCGAGCCUCGGCGCAAGGGGCAGAGGAGCGAACAACCCCAUCCCUUAUUAGUGGAAGUGGGUCAUCCGGACUGUUUACUGUCCUAGAUGAUGAACAUACAGGGUUUGCUAUGCCAGACAGCAUAAUUGAUUUGUGGGAAAAGUACAAUGUUACAAAUGGUGCUGAUAUUAUUCUUGCCCUGGGCUUUGAUUUGGUGACAAGGAUAAACCUCUGUGACCUCUCCUAUCUUCUGGAACAAGAAAUGAUGGCAGCAGAUGAGGAGAAUGCCAUAUUUCAAGCUGCAUUUGCCUCCUAUCAACAGGAAAUCAUACAUCUGAAAUCUUCUCUAGAGCAGCAAGUCUGGGCUACAGAAAAACUUAAGCAGGAUUUGACAGAAGCUAAUGCUCGGAAUGCACUUUUGGCCAAAGAAGUGGAUGAGAGACACCUGCAAAUUGAGCAGUCCACAGAGAAGAAACUGAGUUCCAUAGAGAAGAAAUACCAAGAGCAGUUAAAGGUCCUCCAGUCUGAGCUGGAACAGGAAAGGGGACAGAACAGCACCCUGAGGAACAGACUGGACUCAGAGAAAGAGAAGAUUGAGGAGGAGGAGAAAUCUCUGAGGCUCAGGCUGAUGGCCAGUCAAAAGGAUAUGGAAAAAAUGGAGAGAGAGAUGAUUGAGACUAGUGAGAAGCUGGCAGAGAGCGAGAAGUUAAACUCAAAGUUACAGAAAGACUUGGGAAGGGUCGUAGAACUACAACAAAAGUGGGAGGAGUAUGAAGCCUCAGACCUGAUGACGCCUGACCAACAAAGGGCUCACUUGGACAAACUCACAAAAACUACCUCAGAAAACCAGAAACUCAAAGACAUGAAUGACGAGCUGACAGCCCAGGUUCUCGAGCUUCAACAGCAGGUCCACAGCCGCAAUAAAAGUGAGCACUCGGGCAGCCAGACCCCCCACUUUGGGUCACGUAUCCCCAUCAGGGAGGGGUCCUUCUUGUCAGACUAUGUUAAGACCAAGCGAGGAGUUCGCUCCUCAGUGUCCUCAGAGAACUCGGAGGACGAGGGCCUUCACAUUCCUAAUCACCCAGGGCGGGUACGUCGACGGCUCCCUCCAGCCCCUGCUGAUGAUGACGACACUUGCAGUGUGAGCAGCAUUCAGAGUGACAGGGACUACAUUGAGAUCCUGAAGAAGGAAAUCACCGACCUGAAGAUCCACCAGGAGCGGGAGAAGAAGGACCUGGAGCUCAGUCACAGAAGCGAGAUCCUCCUGCUGGAGGAGAAGUUCCAGGCCGAAAAAGACCAGCUGCAACAGAAGUUUAAGGAGGAACAGGACAAACUUCUGAAGGAAAAUGAAAAGAAUCUGCAGAUGGAUUUCCAAGCGAAAUUGGAGGAGACUGAAAGGAAAUACACUGCUGCACAGAAAGAGAUGGAGGAAGAAUUUCAGCAGGAAAAACAAAAAAUUAUAGACCGGUUACAAGAGGAAUAUAAAACCGAACUGCAAUCCCAGAUCUCACAAAUAGAGAGUGAGCAUCAGAGGGACAAAGACUUGGAAAUGAAAUUGGCCUGUUCUAUGGAGGAAAUUCAGAAGUUGGUGCAGGAAAAAAAUGACUUGCAAGAUCAACUGACUUUCCAGAAGGAAGAGAUCCUAGCCGAGUAUGAGCAAGAACAGUGCGAGCUAAAGAAUGAACUCGAGUCCACUCUUGUGGGAACUGAAAGUGCAAUAAAACAAUUAGAGAAGGAGAAAGUGCAAUUGUCCACAAAAAUAGGUGAUAUGUCAAAACAAUUUGAAUUGGAAAAGUUAAAAAUUCAGGAGGAUUUUGAAAGGGAACUUCAAAAACAAGAAAAUGAGUACCGACGAGACUUACAGGAUUUUGAAAAUAUUUUUGCUCAGGGAGAAAUUGGCCUGAAAGGGAAGUUAAGGGAGGACUUUUAUGAGCUUCUGGAAAAACACAAGACAGACGUAAUGAAAACUCAGAAGGAGGCCAUGAUGAAAGAUCUGCAGAAGGAGAGACUGUCCAUGGAGAAAGCCUUUGCACAACAGAAAACUCAAAUGGAUAAAAGUUAUGAGAGAGAGAAAGAAGAACUUGUGAAGAAGUAUGAGGAACAGGUGCAGUUUCUACGGCAACAACUACACAACCUGGAGGACAAAAUGGAGUCUGAAAGGGAGGCUCUGACCAAGAAGUUCCAGGAUGACAGGGCGGGGCUGGAGGAGGAGCUAGCGUGUGCCAUUAGGGAGGAGUUAAAGAGACACAAAGAAAGGCAGAGAAGGAUGGCAAAGCAGGACGAGUAUGUGAGUCAAAUGGAGAAGCUACAAGAAACCUAUAAUCUGGAGAGGAAACAGCUGAUGCAGCAGAAUAACCUCUUACAACAGGAGCUGGACGCCAUGUUUAACGAAUUCAACAAAGAAGCCAAAACCACCAAAAAAGUGGAUGAACUCAACAGAACCAUCACAGCUCUACAAAAGGACAAAAUAUUGGCUGAGAAAGCCCAGGCAGAGCUUCAGAAGGCUCUUCAGAUGACAAAAACUGCAAUGGAAAGUCGCAUUGCUGAGAUUGAUGAAGAGAAAGCAAGUGCAGUUAAUGCAGUGAAGAAGGAAAUGGUGCAUGCAUCGAUGGAAGCAGGAAAACAGAAGGCUACAUUAGAUGCAGUGAAUAGGGAAAAGAAAAUCUUAGAGAAAUCAGUCGAAAAAUUACAAAAGGAAAAUUCUGAACUACAAAAAGAAGCUGGCAAAAACUCUGAAUUACAGGAGAAGAUAGCUAAAUUAGAAGAAGAAAACAGGUCUCUUCUUGAUGAAACUCGUAAACUGAAGUUCCAGUUGGAACAGUUCCAGAACACAGUUAUACCAGCGCAUGCCCAGCAUGUGAUUGACAAAUUACAAGAACGGAAUACGUUCCUUGAGGAAAAACUGUCGACAAUACAACACAAACUGCUGCGGGUGGAUGAUACGGUCGAUAAGCUGGCCCAUCCCAAGAAUGGAGCUAGCCUUAAUGGCCAUGAUGAAUCCAGCAAGAUACUGGCGGAGAAGAUGGACAGUCUGACAGCUCACGAAACGAACGAGUCCGCCAAUCACCUGUACAAAGAAAAGGAGAAGAUGCAGGCCCUUCAGUUGGAGAAAGAAAGACUUGAAGAUGAGCUUAGGAAAGUCACUCACAUGUUGGAGGAUGCCACCAGUGAUCUUGCCAGGUUCCGCUCCCAGAAUUCCCAUCACCUCGGGACUCGUUCAGGAAGUCCCGUCGACAUCGAGAACUUCACCAAGUUACAGAUCGACCUGGUGGAUCAGCAGAGACAGCUCCGGGAACUGCAGGAGUUCAUGGACAACAAGGAGAACGAGAAAAGUCGAAAUAUCAGAGUGAAAGAAAAUGAACAUAAAAAAUUGAUUAAGCAUCUAGAGGAAGAAAAGACCAACUUGACAAGAAAACUCAAACUGACUCAAAAGAUGCUGGAUGAACAGCUAGAGAAAAUCAAUGCUCAUUAUGCAGAUUGUGAAAAGAGGAACAUCUUGGUGGUGGACCUAUACAAGGAGAACUCAGACCUAAUGGAGGCGCUGUACCUGAUGGAGGAGAGAAAGAAGGAUGCGGUCUCCCGCUGCUACAAGCUGGAGGACCAGUGCAAGGUGCUCAGGGUCAUGCUCAAGAAGGUCUGUCAUGUGGCCAUCACAUGACCCGGUCACAUGACUCGUUAAACAGAGGCCACAUGAUCCGUUAAACAGAUGACACAUGCAAACUAUGUCUGAUAUGCAAAAGGAAUGAACAAAGAUGGUGCUAAUUUAAGGCACACUGGAGUGUAUGGCCCUUGUGGCUGUAAGUUUGAACCUUUUCCUUACAAAUGCAGCUGUGUUUUAGAAUACAAGACAUGUUUCUACUGCAUCAAUCAUUCAAGGUGCUCUAACACUGAGACAAGAAGUGCUUAGAAUAUAAACUCCUCACGACACCAGCUUUUGUCAGUGACCUGUGCUGAUGGCCCCACUUCUCCUCGCAGGGAGAGUGCUGGAGGGAAUUCACCCUGUGGUUUUGUGAUGAUGAGGAAGAUGAUGAUGAUGAUGAUGAUGAUGUGGAUGAUGUUGAUGAUGAUAUCCGAUGGUACAGAAAUCCAUUAGAUCUUUAAAAGAAUACUUGUGCUAAAAUGAAUUUUUAUUUUAUGUUCCACAUUUAUGUAAUGUAUGAAUGGUGUGGUUUUGUUUGUGUAUGAAAUGUGCGAAUUUGGAAUUGCACAAAAAUAUUAAGAAUAGUUUAUGGUUAUGCAACAUAUUUGAAAUGUUGUGGGGUUUUAAAUGAAAGAGCAAAUGUGGUGAUGGAUUUUUUUUUAUUGUUAAAAAUGUUCUUUAGUGACUUUAAAUGUUUACAAAUGUUAUCAGGGAUUCCCUGAUACAGACUGUAACCUAUUCAUGUUAGUGCAGAUUUUUUAAUUAAAGUCAUAUAUAAAUAGAACUCCAUUUAGUUGAAAGUGCAAGCAUACAAGUCAUCUUUUCUUUCAUCUAUUUUUAAAUUUGUUUGAAGUUCGAAAAUAUGAAUGAAAACUAAUUACAAAGAGAGGGAAAAAUUAGGGCAGUAUUUAUUUGUCAGCAGAUACAGGGUAUAAGUGUAUUGAGUUGUCAGCUAUACAUGUAUAUGUGCUAUAUAUAUAUAUUUAUAAAGUGCCAAAACAUUGUCAUUUAUUUUUAGGAGUUCAAUUCUUGAAACAUAUUCAUUACAAUGUCUAGACCUAUUUCAAUCAAUAAUUAAAUUACUUAAAGCAAUUAAUCACUGCAAGAUUAAAAUGUUUUGAAGCUGAUUUUUUUUUAUCAUUUGAAGUAAAUUUUCCACCAGUAAGUUAUUACAAAAAUCAAACUACAUGUCUUCCAACUUUUUGGGGAAGAGUUUUACACCACCCCACAAAUAUCAGUCCUAUGACAACUUUAUCUGCUAUUCCAUAUACAGUAUCUAAAAAAGGUCACAUGAUAUGACAUGUUAUAGUAUUGAAUACUAUUCUAAUAUAUAGUUUUAUUUUAGAAAUUCUUAAUUUUAAUGACCUGUUCUCAUAUUGUCCAUCCAAAAAAAAAGUCAUACUUAAGUGCCCUACCUCCUGUCUGUGAUAUUGUGGAUGCUGAGGGGAAUGGGGAACUCUGCAAUCAUUCCUGACCAAUGUCUCCAUUGACUGUGAUACAAUACAGAACUACAUGUACUGAUUAUAUCAUGUUAUCUACUGUACAUCAAUACUCUUAAAAAGGGACUUGUAGCAUUCACACAAAUCAAGUGAAUUACCGUAUGAUGAAUUUUAUAAACUUUUGAUUACAAAUGCAAUUGGCAAUAAAACAUGAGAAAAAU